AUGGAAGACGAAACGAAUGAGGAAAAUGACAAACAACUACUAAAGGACGAAUGCGCCUACACUAAUGUUCUACCUGGAACUGUACUCGGUGAAGCUGUCUCCUACGCAAGCUACAAUCUAGUCUCACGUCUUAUUUCCAAAGGAGCAGAUCCUCAUGCAUUCCAGAGAUGGCAUGGCGGCAAUAGCUUUGCUAUAGAGAAAGCGGAAAAAACAACACCAUUACACAUUGCUGCAUUGGUGUCUAUCGUCGAUGAUGAGGGACGAAUCCCGCUACAUUGGGCCGUGGCAGGAACUCACGUGGAUACAAUCGACUCUUAUAAGAUCACGUCGCGGAUGGUAGCUAGUGUCAAGUUACUCCUUGAUUCCAACCCGGAUACUUUUCACGCUCGAAACAAGCUUGGCGCUACAGUCUUCCAUUACGCAGCCAAAAACAACACAGGUAAUGGGGCAAAUAUUGAGGCCAUAAGCAUACUUCUGGAAGCUGCUCGGGAUUGUUCAGAUAUGCUCAACUCGCGAAAUAAUUCUGGGGUCAGUUCUCUUGGAGAGCUAAUCGAUUCUCACCAACUCAUUCCCAGUGGUCUGACACACAUGGAAGGGAUUACCAGGCUUCUACUGAAACACGGAGCUGAUGCGCGGCGAUGUGACGAGGCUGGACGAAAUAUUCUGCAAAAAUUAUGCAGCCUUGCUUGGCUGGAGCCAAUCAGCUCGACCUUUAUAGACCAAUUACUCCAGCAACUUGGUGUCAACGAGAAGGAUGACUGUGGCUGUACAGCUCUUCACUAUCUCGUAAAGAACUUCGAUCAAGCCGAUGCUAUCCGACACUUUUUGAGUCACGGUACAGAUGUGAAUGCAGUUGACAAGGAAGGGAGUACCCCCCUGCACGAAGUGAUGAAGGGUACAAUGGUUCGGAAACGGGAUGACCCUACUAGUCUUGAGCAACUUCCUAUGCGCCUCAAGAAUGCACAGGAUAAGAUCAUUCAAAUGCUAUUGACUUCCGGGCAUCUGAAGGAAUUGUCAACGGAAAUGGAGAAACACCGAGACAAGUACAGAAGAGGGUUUUAG
Molecule: messenger RNA, 1062 nt
Organism: Penicillium roqueforti
Lineage: Eukaryota; Fungi; Ascomycota; Eurotiomycetes; Eurotiales; Aspergillaceae
Product: ankyrin repeat domain-containing protein
Exons: 2
Coding region: 1-1062 (353 amino acids)
Biological process (GO): positive regulation of transcription by RNA polymerase II
Cellular component (GO): nucleus
Molecular function (GO): protein binding; transcription cis-regulatory region binding
Source: RefSeq, a predicted model, not a curated record